Messenger RNA from Heterostelium album PN500, 1518 nucleotides. RefSeq lists its product as uncharacterized. The record is from RefSeq and is a predicted model, not a curated record. The coding region runs from base 1 to 1518 and encodes 505 amino acids. Gene Ontology annotation, molecular function: ATP-dependent protein folding chaperone; ATP binding. Gene Ontology annotation, cellular component: chaperonin-containing T-complex. The transcript has 2 exons. Lineage: Eukaryota; Evosea; Eumycetozoa; Acytosteliales; Acytosteliaceae. Gene Ontology annotation, biological process: protein folding.
AUGAAUCACUUAUUUACAUUAGAUACACUAAGAAGUAAUUUAAAUAUAUUAACAUCAUUGACUGAAUCUAUAUCGUAUUGUAGUAAGAAUGGUAAUCCAUAUGUUAUAUUAAAAUAUUUAGAAAUAGAACAUCCUAUUGCAAUCUAUUUGAAAAAGCUAUUGUUAAACUCUGACUAUCUUGCUGAUAGCAAUCAAUUAACCUUGACACUGAUUUUAGCUACCUCUAUGCUAAAGAAUGCAAUGACUCUCUUCAUUAAUGGUUUGGAGUCUAAUGUUAUUGUUGAUGGUUACAGACAAGGUUUAGCAUAUGUUGUCGACUAUCUUUAUAAUCACGCAAAAAAGAAAGUGGUAACAUUACCAUCAUUAUAUGACACCAAUAACACAACUAUUGAUCAUAAUUUGAUCAAUACACUUAUAAAUAAUAAUAGUAAUAAUAAUAAUAUAGUUACAAUAUCAAUAGAAAAAGCAUUAAGUUUAUUAUCAACAACUAAAAAGAAUAAUAGUAAUAAUGAUAGUUGGAGUAAGAGAUUGCAAUCUAUUUAUUUAAUGAAAUCAUUAGAUGAUGAUGAUUAUUAUUAUGAUGAUGAUGAUGACGGUAAUAGUAAUGGCUAUAGGAUUAACAUAUUAGAUGGAUUGGUUCUACCGAUUUAUAGAUGCUCCAGAUGUAAGGAAAUGUUGGAUGCUAGAGUAUUGUUUUUUGAUGGUGAUUUAAAGAGAUCACAAUCUAGUGAUCUACAAAUGGAGUUGAAAUUCACUAGAAUCGAAGAUCUACUUACUUGGCAAAGCGAUGAAGAAUCAAUCUAUAAGCGAUGGGUCCAACAGUUGGUACAACUCAAUGUUAACUGUCUGUUUGUCAGUGGAGACAUAGACGCGGUUGCACUUCACUAUUUAAAUCUAUCAAACAUAUUGGUUUUCAGGAAUAUCAAUGAUUCUAUAUUUCAAAGAUUAUUAUUGAAUACACCUGCUACUGCAUCUACGGUUGGCAAUGACAACAUACUUGUUUCACCUAUUUUUAAUAUGGACACACCACUUGUUUCAAAUGAUUUUCAUAUUGGUGCUAUCUCAUCGAUCAAAGAGUUUAAUAGUAAUAAUAUUUAUGUUAAUAGUAGUAAUAAUAGUGGUCAAAUCAUUAGUUAUUUUCACUUUCAACAAACACCAACAAUAAAAUCAAUAACAAUAAUGGUUGGAGAGAAUAACUAUAGAUAUCAGGACUUUAAGAAGCGUUUCGAUGAUGCUAUUUUCAGUUUGCGAUCAAUUGAUUCAGGUGAAGAGGAAAGAAAUACACAAAUUGUGGAAACAGAGAGUCUUGAAAAUCAAAUAUAUAAACACAUACUUUCAAAGAUCGAUGUCUCAUCAAUACGAUUCUCUUUGGAGCAAUAUGCCAACUCAUUCAUUUCACUUGAGGAAUAUCAAUCAAAUUAUAUAAAAAACAAUCCCAAAUUACAUUCUUACUUGAAGAUUUGUACUGUGGCAACAGAUAUAGCUUGUAUUCUAUCGAGUGGAAAUCUAUUACAAUAA